AUUCACUAUAUCCGGUCUUCCACAGUACCGGAAAUUCAAUUAUUUUAGUAAAUAUAAACUGUUAAAUACCGUUUCUCAUCAGCAGUUAGAGCAGUCUUAGCACUGGUUUAAAGCUUGUAAAAGGAGUUUUCAUUCUCCUCUUGGAGGAUGUAGGACCCCUGACCUCUGUCUGGACAGUGCUGAUUGGCCCUGUGCUGAUCACAUGCACUCUCCCAAAGAAAAAAAAAAAACCUCUCUAGAAAUACACACCAAACUGAGCAUGUGCAAAGUGACUCCACAUGAUAUGUCUUAUCAGGAGAAAAGAGGGGGGGGGGGUGCUGGAAGAAAGGGUGGACCAGAGAAGUCAGGAUCAAGCAGCGUUUUUACACAAUGUGGAGGAUUAACCCCUUAGGUUUCACAGUGAGUAUAACAAGCAUGCUUUACUGCAUAUACAGACUGAUUUUACUGUUAUGGCUUUAG
Molecule: messenger RNA, 459 nt
Organism: Staurois parvus
Lineage: Eukaryota; Metazoa; Chordata; Amphibia; Anura; Ranidae
Source: the annotation of a GenBank genome assembly